This is a messenger RNA of Ornithodoros turicata, 786 nucleotides long. RefSeq lists its product as uncharacterized. The transcript has 2 exons. Lineage: Eukaryota; Metazoa; Arthropoda; Arachnida; Ixodida; Argasidae. The record is from RefSeq and is a predicted model, not a curated record. The coding region runs from base 1 to 786 and encodes 261 amino acids.
AUGGCUCUUCAUUUCCAAGCACCCUCGCCAAGUGGCAGAGCCCACGUUGACGUAACUGACAGGGUAGUGUACGUGUUCGCCCUUGGCAGGCACGGGGAACGAACACCGCUUACCAACUGUUCGAAGCUCGUUAAGACUAAUCCUGAAGGCUACGGUGAACUGACAAAAGCAGGCCGGAAGCAGUGCAAGAAUCUGGGCAAGGUGAUCAAGGCACGGUACCCGAAUCUUCUCAAGGGUCAACCUGGCGAAGUACGAGCUACAUGCAACAAACAACCUCUAUCCUUACAAAGUAUUUGUCGGAUAUUAAAGGGCCUCGGCUACAAGGAUGUAAUACCUGUCGAGGAUGCGACUGACUACGGCAGCCUUGAGACAUCGGCCUUAAUGAAAAACUAUACUUCAGCAAUGCAGGAGCAUUGCUUAGGUCAGUUCAAAACCAUUGGAGAAAUGGUGGAUUACGUGGUCAAGAACUCGGGUUCGCCGACGAAGCCAGAAAAGGCUGUGGCGCAGUCACUGGACAGUAUCGUAACGCACGUCCACAACGGACAUCCCAUACCCAAGUGGGCUGAGAGUCAUUGGCAAGAAAUUAUCUGGGCCGACGACCGGCUCUUCAAAAUGUCCUUGGUUGGGGCGAAGAAACGCAUUGCGGCCUACGCCAUGACGCACCUGCUGGAGACGCUGGAACAGAAGUUCGAGAGCAAACGGCAGCUUCCAGAUAAGGUACAGGCACGGACGCUGACGACUCUGUUGUUGGUGCUGCAAGGGUUGAAUUUUCUGGCAUGUUGUUGA